Molecule: messenger RNA, 1748 nt
Organism: Glycine soja
Lineage: Eukaryota; Viridiplantae; Streptophyta; Magnoliopsida; Fabales; Fabaceae
Product: glycosyltransferase family 64 protein C4-like
Exons: 5
Coding region: 247-1305 (352 amino acids)
Cellular component (GO): membrane
Molecular function (GO): glycosyltransferase activity
Source: RefSeq, a predicted model, not a curated record
GAAGCUAAGGCUAAGAAAAACAAAACGAUAAGUGUGUUAAAAUUGUUCCAUGAGUCGUUUUGAGGUUCUGUGUCCAUCAAGCGACACGUCGUUUUGAAGCAGGAACCGAACCGUGCACCCCUUUGUAGUUUGAAGCGAUCAACACGCGCAACCACGGCGAUGAUGAUGCAAAUCAACAUCACCUCCACCACCUCAAUCGUCACGGCGUUCUCUUCGGAUCAUUCCCCGAAUGUUCUACCUUGAGCCAUGUCCAACCUCGUUCAGAUUCGCGUCGCCGCCGACGCUAGCGAUGGCUUCGACUCUCCGGCGAAGCAGAAAGCAGCCAACCGCAGCUCCUACAGCAAUCGCCCCUUUCUCUCCCUCCGCCGCGCCAAACAGUUCCUCGGCGCCGCCAAGUUCAAGCUCUUCUUAGUUCUUUUUGCUCUCUCCAUCGUCGUUUUUGUCUCCUCCAGACUCAGUUCGUGGAUGGGAUGGAACCCUCACCACUCCUCUUCGGUUUCCUCCACUUCAAGGGGUGGCUAUACUGUGCUUAUAAACACUUGGAGGCAUAAAUCUCUUCUGAAACAAACUGUUGCUCAUUAUGCAUCCUGUCAAAGUGCUGAUGCAAUACAUGUGGUGUGGAGUGAAAGUGAACAACCAUCCGAGAGGCUGAAAACAUAUCUGAAUAAGAUUGUGGUUUUGAAGUCUCAGAAAGCUCAUAAACCAAACUUUAGAUUUGACAUCAAUGCAGAUGGUGAGCCAAACAGCAGGUUUAAGCCAAUAAAGGACCUCAAGACAGAUGCAAUUUUCUCAGUUGAUGAUGAUGUGGUUGUUCCAUGCUCUACUCUAGAUUUUGCUUUCUCUGUCUGGCAAAGUGCACCAUUUACGAUGGUGGGAUUUGUUCCUCGAAUUCACUGGCUGGAUAAGGAGCAAAACAAUGCUGCAUAUUACAGGUAUGGAGGAUGGUGGUCUGUUUGGUGGAUGGGCACUUAUAGCAUGGUUCUCUCAAAGGCUGCAUUCUUUCACAGGAAAUACUUGGAUUUAUAUACUCACGAGAUGUCUCCAUCAAUUCAGGACUAUGUUUCCAGGGAGAGAACUUGUGAAGACAUUGCAAUGUCCCUUUUUGUUGCUAAUGCCACAAGUGGUCCUCCAAUAUGGGUGAAAGGCAAAAUCUAUGAGAUUGGCGCAUCAGCUAUUAGCAGUCUGAGAGGGCAUAGCCACAGGAGAAGCAAAUGUCUCAAUGACUUGAUAUCACUUUACGGAACUCUUCCACUUGUAUCAACUAAUGUGAAAGCAGUUAGCGCUAGAAAUGAAUGGUUAUGGUAGUUUUGCUAUUUCAUUAAUCAGUUAGCGUUAAUGAUUAAAAAUCAUUGGUCAAGGAAUUUAUCGGCAUAUUGUGUGUAUACAAUAGUUCACACUUCUUAAGUGUCUCACUAAGUUUUGAUUCAUUGAUGUCUGAUGCAAAAAUGUAAUUUGCAUCUUAGUUUUUUGCUUAUGCUAAUUCUGCAAAAUGCCUAGUGCUGAUGCUCCACUGAUUAUUCUGCAAAACCAAGAUGCUCCACUUCCCUCUUUAAUUGUUCUGUAAGUAUUAAGAAUGACUAUACAAAUAUAUUACGCAAAAGACCUAGGUUUGUUCUUGUUAUGAACGUGGUCCUGCCCAGUUAUCAACAUAAUAAUGCUUUUGUGGACAUGCAUGUCUAUUCUAGCUAUUCUCCAUGUAUUGCAAAAUCAAUUACCAUAUUAGAAAUGGCUCGGGUUGUGUUGCUGCA